This is a messenger RNA of Lytechinus variegatus (green sea urchin), 2774 nucleotides long. Its product is annotated as biogenesis of lysosome-related organelles complex 1 subunit 5-like. The transcript is spliced from 5 exons. Gene Ontology annotation, cellular component: transport vesicle; BLOC-1 complex. The record is from RefSeq and is a predicted model, not a curated record. Lineage: Eukaryota; Metazoa; Echinodermata; Echinoidea; Temnopleuroida; Toxopneustidae. Bases 135 to 620 code for a protein of 161 amino acids.
AAACAUCAACAAGACAAGACAACGCCCAUUUCCAUUCUUCUUUCUAUUUCUGUUCGCCUUAAAGCUCAGCUUUAACUUUUAUAUUGGCUGCUUCGAUAGUGUGACGAACGACUGACACUGUGAAGAUUGUCACAAUGAAUAUUUUAAAAGACUCCGCUUUGGAAAAUGUAACGAAAGAUAUUGGGGAAAUUUCUGCAAGACUGUUUGACCACAGAGCCAUUUUGCAAGGAGAAAUAAAAUAUUUCAUCAAAGAAUUUGAGACAAAGCGAAAUGACCGGGAAUGCAAGAGACUCGAAGCCACCCUUCAGAAAUUGAAAGAUGUAGAUGAAACUGUCGCUCCAGAUUGCAUAGGUAUCAUGAAAGAACACAUUCCAAACUUGCUUGAUCAAUUGGAGGCAGCUAACAAGAUAUGUUCUAAUCUGCAGAGCAAAGAGGAAAAACAUAUGGAGAUCAAGACACUUGAUGAUCAACGUAAGAAGAGAGAAGAUAAUUGGUCCUAUUUCUUGGAGGAGUUGUCUAAGGAAAGAGAUCGGGAAGACAUCCAACAUGCCAAUGAAAUCAAAGAGAUUGAUGAUCACUUUGCAAAACUAGAAGAAGCACUUGGGACAUCAGCUACGUGAGGGACGUCGGGAGUUUUGCAUGAACCAUCUCAUCAGUGAUUGUCAUUGGAAAAUUUACUCUGAGCCAAUCAGAUGCAAGGAUUUCCGAAGCAACAAAAAUAUAUAUAGUCAGUGAAAAUCAUUGACCAUUUGUUUUGUGAAAGGCUCCCCAGAGUUUGAUUUUGUGAAACUUGUUACAAAUGAUGAAUGUGAAAUUUCUAAGACCACUUUAGCAUCAGCCAAUCGGAUCACUGUAUCAGUAGUUUUUACAGUUGUUAUUACUACCAGUUUUGUGAAACUGGGUCCUAGUGAGAAAGGAUAAUGGAAUCUACCUACUGUCUCAGAGCUUGAAUUCCUUGAUGAAUGAAAGUGAUAUGUUGUUUAUAAGUUUCCAUGGUUACUAAUCCAGUGAAAGCCAAGCAUCAAAUAAGUACAGUAGGGGUGUUUGUGUGACCAGGGAGGUGUUUCACAAAGAUCGAAGUAGGACUAAGGGUCGCACUUAAAUGCCUAGUUGCGUGCAUUAUAAAAGACAUGACCGCAUGGGUCAGAUCAUGCCAAGAGGAUGCUGGCUACUGCGUAUUGAUCAAUAAGAUUGCACAUUGCAUAUCAUACAGGCUUCGGCACUUAAGUAUGACACUGAGUCAUACUUAAAUCUUUGUUAAACACCCCCCCCCCUUCAGAUAACCUUGAAAUUUUCAGCUGUUUAGAGAUAUAUUGGCUAAAAAAGUAAAUCCCAAACUCAUAUGGGCAGUGCUUCACAAAGAUUUAAAACAGAGUAAAAGGUAUUUUUAUAAAGUACCAAUGUCCUGCACAUGCACUUGAUAUUCCACCCAUAAUCUAAUUGAUUUAUUUGCGAUAGAGCACAUCCCAUUGUCAUAGCUCACCCAUUGCAGUGAUGCAUUAUCUAUUUAACUGAAUUUAAAUUAAGAUUGGCUUAAUUUUAAUCAUGAUCCGAUUAUGAAAACCCACACUCUUUUUUCUUAAUUCCUCUCUAACAGUACACCUUAUUUCAUGUGAUCCUAAUUGCUGAAAAUCUUGUUUGGGUUUUAUUUUCUAAAUUAUUAUUUUUUUUUUUUAUUUGUGACCAUUGUAGAUUUUGUCUAUCUUCCUAAUUAUCAGACCUUAUGACUCUACAACCCAUCAUAUCUAUGACAAAUAUAAAUAUUUGUUAAAGAAUCCCAUACUUUGUAUAUUUGUUUCACAUGCUUGGAAAAAAAUUGAUCCCUGAAAUUUUUGCUCCAGUACACAACUUUUCAACAGUACCAUUUUGUAUUGUGUUUUGGCAAGUCCUAAGUCUGAAGCGUGAAUCCCCAAAAUCUUCAAAUAAUUAUUCUAUGUUACGAAAUGUUAAAUCAUUUGAAGUUCAUGUAUAUUGUUUAAAGAAUUAAUAUUUUUAUUCGGAAUCCAUCAGUUUUGAAUGAGAUUCUGAAGUCUUUUAAUUAUAUUUUGCCUCUUCACAGUCUUGUUUGUUUACUAUGCAAGGUGCAAUAAAGAAAUCAUCUAAAACAAUUGUAUUCAUUGUUCAUGCAGGAAUUUAUCAGAAUUACAUAGUGUGUUGUGACCUGGUGCCACUGCCACAAACAAUUGAAACAAGCCUAUAUCCAUAAAUGGGUGAUUGGUCUAAACUAACUUUGGUCUGCUCUCUGGUCUAAUCACCUAUGAUCCAGUCUUAGCUCUUAGCUUAGAGAUAGAGCUCAUCUACAACCAGUUUGUCUACCAACCAUUUGGUCUAAUUGCAUUAAACCCCAUUUACCAUUUUGUCUAAUUCCAGUUUAGUAGGCUAUACCCAUCUUCAUUAAUACCUACUUGGUUGGAAUCACUUAGUCUAUAUGAUCACUGUUUAUGGAGGCGCGAUUGCUCAGUCGGUGGAGCAGGGGAUUCAUAUUCCGGUGACCCGGGUUUGAUUCCCACUUGUUGCGCCUGUGCCCUUUGGUAAGGCUCUUAUCCUCAUUACCAGGUCCUUUGGAGAGGACCAUAAGCCAUCGGUCCUCUGGUUGCUUGCUUACAAGCAUUUCUGCUUUCUUAGCAAUCGGGUAAAAAAAUCCCAUUCAAUCAAACACUGUUUGUGAACCCAGUUAUUAAUUUGACAAAUUCUAUAAGUGCAAGUAGAUGAAGUGGAAGUUAGACCAUCUGGGCAUUAGACAAUUUGCCAGUUAGUCUGUAUGAGUAGUAGAC